Podarcis muralis (Common wall lizard) is the source of this 3024-nucleotide messenger RNA. RefSeq names its product glycogen synthase kinase 3 beta (gene GSK3B). Gene Ontology annotation, molecular function: ATP binding; beta-catenin binding; tau-protein kinase activity. The record is from RefSeq and is a predicted model, not a curated record. Gene Ontology annotation, cellular component: cytosol; beta-catenin destruction complex; axon. Lineage: Eukaryota; Metazoa; Chordata; Lepidosauria; Squamata; Lacertidae. Gene Ontology annotation, biological process: positive regulation of proteasomal ubiquitin-dependent protein catabolic process; insulin receptor signaling pathway; peptidyl-threonine phosphorylation.
GCCGCCGCCGCCGCACUGCAGCGCCCUCCUCCUCCGCCUCCGCCGCCCCUCCGGCCGCCGCUCGCCCGCCUGCUGGGCGCUAUGAGGAGAAGCAGCGCCAGGCCCGGCCUGUGUCCGCGCUGAGGAGAAAGGGAGCCAGGAGGAGCCCCUCACACGCCGCCGCCGCCGCCUCGCCUCUCCUCUUCGGGGCGCGGGCUCCGCAUCUCCUCCUCCCGCCGCCUCUCGUAUUCCUCCGCCCGGCGGAGGGGCGAGGAAGAAGAGUCCGCCCUUUUCCCCGCGUCUCCCGGCGCCCCCACCGCGGGGGGGGGGGAGAAGAAAAGGGGGCGCCCCUUUUCCCCCUCAGCCGCCGCCUCGUGUGACUGACUCUCCGCCGAGCAAGGCCGGCUCCUCUUCUCGCCCUCGGGGGGCGGCGACUGGGUCGGGCAGGGUUGGGCCGCCGCCGAGGCAGAGGAUGGCGGCCCCCUCGCCAUAAGGGGGGGAGAGACGGUCUUUUUGAGGGGGAGCCCCCCCACAGCCGUCUUUUUGGGCGGGGGAGCCUGGAUCUUGCUCCUUCCCUUUCGGCACCGGAGGAGGAGGAGGAGGAAGAAGGGGAGUUGAUCGGGCCAGCGCGGGGGGUGGCGGCGGCGGCGGCGGCGAGGCACCAUGUCCGGGCGGCCGAGAACCACCUCCUUUGCGGAAAGCUGCAAGCCGGUGCAGCAGCCCUCGGCCUUUGGCAGCAUGAAAGUUAGCCGAGACAAAGAUGGCAGCAAAGUGACCACAGUGGUAGCAACUCCUGGACAGGGUCCAGACAGGCCUCAAGAAGUUAGUUACACAGACACCAAAGUGAUUGGAAAUGGAUCUUUUGGUGUUGUAUAUCAAGCCAAACUCUGUGAUUCAGGAGAACUGGUUGCCAUUAAGAAAGUUCUGCAAGACAAGAGGUUUAAGAAUCGAGAGCUUCAAAUCAUGAGAAAGCUCGAUCAUUGUAACAUUGUCAGAUUGCGCUAUUUCUUUUACUCCAGUGGAGAGAAGAAAGAUGAGGUAUACCUUAAUUUGGUUCUGGACUAUGUUCCUGAAACAGUAUACAGAGUUGCCAGGCAUUAUAGUCGGGCCAAGCAGACACUCCCGAUGAUAUUUGUGAAGUUAUACAUGUAUCAACUAUUCCGAAGUUUAGCCUAUAUCCAUUCCUUUGGAAUAUGCCAUCGGGAUAUAAAACCACAAAAUCUUUUGCUGGACCCCGACACAGCUGUCCUAAAACUUUGUGAUUUUGGAAGUGCAAAACAGCUAGUUCGUGGAGAGCCUAAUGUCUCUUAUAUCUGCUCUCGGUACUAUAGGGCACCAGAGUUGAUCUUUGGAGCUACAGAUUAUACCUCCAGUAUAGAUGUUUGGUCUGCAGGCUGUGUAUUGGCAGAGCUGUUGCUAGGACAACCAAUUUUUCCAGGCGACAGUGGUGUAGAUCAGUUGGUGGAAAUAAUCAAGGUCCUUGGAACGCCUACAAGAGAACAGAUUAGAGAAAUGAAUCCAAACUACACUGAAUUUAAAUUUCCCCAGAUUAAGGCGCAUCCAUGGACUAAGGACUCGUCAGGAACAGGACAUUUCACCUCAGGAGUACGGGUCUUCCGGCCCCGCACUCCACCAGAAGCAAUAGCGCUAUGUAGCCGUCUGCUGGAAUAUACCCCCACGGCACGCCUGACUCCGCUGGAAGCGUGCGCACACUCUUUCUUUGAUGAAUUACGGGACCCAAACAUCAAAUUACCGAGUGGGCGAGAGAAACCUGCACUCUUUAACUUCACCACUCAAGAACUGUCAAGUAAUCCGUCUCUGGCUUCGACCCUCAUACCUGCUCAUGCUCGGAGUCAAGCAGCUGCUUCAACCCCGACAAAUGUUCCAGCAGCCUCAGAUGCCAAUGCAGGAGAUCGAGUUCAGACCAAUAAUGUAGCUUCAGCAUCAGCCUCCAACUCCACCUGAACUGGUCACAAGCAGCAACCUGUACAGGAACAACGGCCAGUAAUUUUGAGUCUUGCUCAGCAACGCUGGUCACAUUUGGAAAGAAAAUUUAAAAAGAGGGGGGAAACCCUGUUCAUUAUAGUGUUCGAUUUUUUUUUAUUAUUGUUGUUCUUAUUUAACCUUGUAAAAUAGAAAUUCAAACCAGUUUCAUUGUGUGCUCACUCUGCUGCGGGCCCUUUGGGGCAGGGGAAGAGGUGGGGUGGGAAGAGGGGAAGUGGAGCAAUAGAACACACCAGUGUCUCUUCCCACGACAAUCUUCUAAUUUCAAACUAUUGCUGUUGUGUCCUUUAGAAUCAGGAAUCUUAUCUCAUGCCCUCCCACAACAGAAAGGAGAACCCUCAUUCUGCUGAAGCUCCUUUUUUUAAGCCUUGUAUUUUUAAGUGAAGUUUCAACUUUUGGUGUAGUGCACAACUUGAAUUUGGUUGGGAGCUUAGCAGGAGUUGCUCACCGCGAAUAACAUACACAGGAGACCUUCACUAUCUUUGAGUUGGGAUGAGGAGGAAGGAAAAUGUGAGGUCUAAAAUACACUGAAUUGCCAAAGCCGGGGGAGGGGGAGGGGAGGGGGGGCAAUUGCUGUAUGAAUAAAGCUUAAGGGCAAAUCUUGAUCUUAAAUUCCGUUCUAGCAUUGGAGAAUUCUGCAGAUAUGUAUGUUACAUAUACACACACAGACUAUCGGCUUGAAUGAAAAAUGCUCAUUCACCUACCUUAAAGAUCCCUGAACAUUAAAGGUUCUGUCAAGCACAAAAGAGCCCAUAGUCAGCCACUUGCAUUCUUCAACAGGUGGGAGCAAGUGGACCCUCCCUCCAGGUGCAGAAAACAGACAGGAAGCCAGUGGAGAGGUACUUCUGCACCUCGCCCCCCCUUCUUUUUUAAACUCUAAACUGGCUUCUUUCUCAAAGAAGCAAACAGGGAAACAAUGCCAGGGUUUAUAACGUGAAUGGACAUAAACUUCCAUUGCAAUUAGAGCUUUCAAAUCGACACAUUGUUUUUAGGUGAUUCUAAAAUCCAAAUCUAGAAUUUGUAUUUAAUUUCACCUUUUUU